Dreissena polymorpha is the source of this 12780-nucleotide messenger RNA. RefSeq lists its product as uncharacterized. The transcript is spliced from 3 exons. NCBI's taxonomy places the organism in Eukaryota, Metazoa, Mollusca, Bivalvia, Myida, Dreissenidae. The record is from RefSeq and is a predicted model, not a curated record. The coding region runs from base 331 to 2283 and encodes 650 amino acids.
AAGAUAACGACGUUUAACAACGAGCCAUGGAAACGAGAUAAUGGGGAAGUGGUCGCGCUACUUUAUCAAGUUUAAGUUGAAGUGUGUGUAAGGAUGAAGUUACUACAACAUCGAAUACGAGACAGGUGCCAUGUUAUGGAUCGAUCUAAAGCUGGGCACACGCUGCUGAUUGGUAUGCUGAUUCAGACUGCAACAACAGAGUUCCAAGUCUGAGAGAGGGAUUUACUGUGUAAAUGUAUGAAGGAAAUAACGGAGUAAACAGACCGUGCAACACUAUAACGGAUGGUGCUCAAUUGAUAUUGCAUAAUUGUGAAGUGCUCGUUCGCAACAAUGCGGCUCUUGUGUAGGAGAGCCAGGCUCGCGAAGAUUAUCGUGUGGGCCCUUUUGUUGUUCGUUGUGCCUUUCUUGUACUUACAACUAACGUUUCCGGUGCGCUAUAUUUUCAAACAUUCAAAUGUUACUAGCGCCUGUGUUAUUCCCAAUCUCAAUCCGUUCGAUCCCUCCAUAAUGAAGUUCGUUUGGGACCCAGCACCAAUCAUCUGCGACACGUCCCCGGUCAUUCUGUACUCAGACGAGAGUGGAGUGGUUCGCUUCAACGCAAGUGCCUUGACCAUUAUGAACAUUGAUGUGAAGCAAAUUCAUUGCGAAUACCGCAUUUUGCGAAGAAAUACAGAUGACAUGUCUGUGCAUUUUGAGCCACCUGUGUCAAUAAAACCACCACAUAAGGUCAUUUCAGAUUUCUAUCAUUUAACAUGCAAAGAUUUACGAGGAAAAGUCAUUUUCGAUAAGUUAAUGACAAGUGUUGUGAAUGAAUUAACUAAACGCAGCGUCCCAGUGCAAAAGGAAUCUGCUGAUCAACUGAGUGUCUUCAUGUUCGGAAUCGACUCCGUGUCCAGAUCCACGUCUAUACGGAAAUUACCGAGGACGAUCCGGUUCCUUAAGGAGGAACUACAAGCUUACGAUUUUAAGGGUUACAUGAAGGUCGGAGAGAACACGCUCCCCAAUCUGACGCCCCUUCUGACCGGACGUAGGGUCUGGACGGACGAGGUCCCCAUUUCCGACUACACCGUCGACCCCUUCGAUCCAUUCCCCUUCAUGUGGAAGAACUUCUCAGAACGAGGCUAUGUAACGAUGUACGCCGAGGAUAUGCCACAUAUUGGAACAUUCCAAUACUUGACGAGGGGGUUCGUUAACGCUCCGACCGACCAUUACAUGCGGCCAUUUUGGCUCGGUAUGGCUGAACUUGAAAACAUUAGGAACAAACUAAGUCCCGUACUUUUGUAUUUGGAAAAUAAAAACGUGAAAUUGCAGGGUGGUGGCUCAAGCCUGUGUUACAAAGAUAAACCAAAGCACGUUGUAUUGAUAGAUUAUCUCAAACAGUUAUUGACGAAAUAUAAAAGGCAAAGAAAGUUUGCUCUGUCAUUUCUUGUAGAGUUGUGUCACGAAUAUCCGAAUUUCCUUGCAAAUGGUGACGAUGAUUUUCUGAACUUUUUUAAAUGGAUGCAAUCUGAUGGACAUCUGGACAACACCGUCCUGGUUUUUUUCAGCGACCAUGGUGCUAGAAUAGAUGAAAUAAGAAACACGUUUGUUGGCCGAAUCGAGGACCGUAUGCCGAUGAUGUAUAUAGUGAUCCCUGAACAUAUUAGAAACAGACAUCCGAUCAUGGCUAACAAUCUGAAAAUAAAUACUCAACGCCUUUCAACUCCGUUCGAUGUACAUCAAACGUUAAUGGAUAUACUUCACCAAAACUUUGAUCAACCGACGAAAUCGUAUGUAGAUGACAAACUUCGCAGCAUAAGUUUAUUUCAGGCAUUGCCCACCGAUCGCUCAUGUGCCGCUGCCUGGAUUCCUGAGAACUAUUGUGCAUGUUACACGUCGACUCAAGUUAAUAUCUCGAAAGGAACUCUCGCGGUACGAUUAGCAUCCGUUAUGGUCCGAGAUUUGAAUGAAAGAUUUUCUCAUUUACCAAAGUGUGCCAAAUUGACAUUGAACAAAAUAACCGAAAUUAGAGAAAUCGCGAACGGACUUCAACAUGCGAGUACCGAAAAUACUGGGAUUUCUUUCUUUCAAUUUCUGAAUCCAGAACGACGCAGUUAUAAACGAUAUGACGUCAGUCUAAUCACUGAACCCGGCCUGGGUGCUUUCGAAGCAACUUACACUGUGACUGAUUCUGAUGUACGGUUAGUAGGCGAAAUAGUUCGCGUUAACAAGUAUGGGAACCAAUCUAGUUGUAUUUCUGAAAAAUUGCUGCGGCCGCUGUGCUAUUGCGCGGAUGAAAUGUAACAGCUGGUUGACAUUUGAUGGUGUCAGACGCUGAUGAAUAAAUAAUGCUUGACAUGCUGUUGGAAAAUGUUCAACUAAUCAGUCUAGUUUUUGUAGCUUCGCGUUUUAAGCGUUGGUUUAAUCAUAUAAACGUUAUCGACAUACACUGAGUAAAUACUUAACAACUUAAAUAUUCUCAAUAAAAAAGAGUUGCCUUUUAUACCCAUUUAUGCCUAGUGGACUCUCCCAUCCUUCUAAAUUGGAUCAAUUUAUUUCCAAAAUUAGGGAUGUCUAGUAUAUUUAUUUCUAUAUUUAGAAUAUUUCUUAUAGAAAUUCCGUUACGCAAACAGCGCAGACCCUGAUGAGACGCCGCAUCAUGCGGCGUCUCAUCUGGGUCUACGCUGUUUGCCAAGGCCUUUUUCUAGACGCUAGGCAUCAAUGGGUUAAUAUAGUCGAGUGCAUGGAUACAUACACAACGUUAUAUGCAAUCGCAUUUGAGAAUUAAUGAUUGAACAGCGUCGUUACUUCAAUCAAAAGUAUUUCAGUAUUUUUUUAGCAAUGUGUGUAUUCUGAUGUUGAAAUAUUGUUAUUGUUCUUUUUUCGUCGAGUAUCAUAAACUGCGUUAAAAAAUACAUUUUCUUUAAAUGAUUUUUAACACAGGCAGCCAAUAUAAAACGUGCAUAUUGAUUAAUAUGCCCCCUUCGAAGAAGAGGGUGUAUAUUGCUUUGCACAUGUCGGUCGGUCGGUCUGUCGGUCGGUCCGUCCACCAGGUGGUUUCCGGAUGAUAACUCAAGAACGCUUGGGGCUAGGAUCAUGAAACUUCAUAGGUACAUUGAUCAUGACUUGCAGAUACUGUUAACAAAAUUAAAUUGAACGAUACACUAUACAGUAGAUUUUUCUAACAAAGAUCGUCUUAUAUAAUAAAAGUCCCCACGAUAUCUAUGACAUUACAAAACCAAAUAGAUGAAUAUAUUCUUUACAUAAAUAGAUUCAAUAAUUGUUGGUUGUAAAUUAGUUAUAUCUUUUAUGUUAAAACAACAAAAACGGAUUGUGCGUUUCUAAUGCACGCCUGUACCGUGAUUGUGUCUCUUGUUUAUUCUUGCUAUAGCUGGUAGAGGCAACUACGGCUUUUACAUUAUUAAUCAGUUGUAUAGUGAUGGAUGCAUUACGCACGUACACACACAAAAGACAGACGAAUGAACUCUUUUUGAAAAAUUUAUAUAAGUCGUUUGAUUGUAUUACCCUCUGAAAUGAUUUGCGUUAAUAAUGCGUCUAUGGCUGGUAGAUAAAAUAACUUUUGUCCAACAACUAGUGAUAGUUGAUAGUAAAACCAAAUGGUUCUUUUAUUUAUUUAUUGCUCAAACUUAUUCUGUGUUACAAUUGUGAAAAUGCCAACAACGAACUUAACACGUUAAUUUCACUUAAACUUAAAAUUUUCCACUUGAUCGGAAAAACUUAUUCUUAAAAAAAUGUGUUGUAUAUCAUUCAAAACUAUAUGUCACGCUCGGUUUUGUUUUCUUGUACAUUGCUGUUUUGUUGCUGUAUUUCCUUUUUGUCCAACAAUUAGUGAUAGUUGAUAGUAAAACCAAAUGGUUCUUUUAAUUAUUUAUUGCUCAAACUUAUUCUGUGUUACAAUUGUGAAAAUGCCAACAACGAACGUAACACGUUAAUUUCACUUAAACUUAAAAUUUUCACUUGAUCGGAAUAACUUAUUCUUAAAAAAUAUGUUGUAUAUCAUUCAAAACAAUAUGUCACGCUCGGUUUUGUUUUCUUGUACAUUGCUGUUUUGUUGCUGUAUUUCCUUUUUGGUGUAAAAUGAAUCACUUUUACACACACAGUAAAACACACAAAUGCAUGCAUACAUGCAAGCAAUCACGCUAUCUCGAACACAAACGAAUUACCUUUUUUUUUAAAUAGCUUUCAACAUGUUUGGUUGUUGUACCUUAUGUUUUUUUCUACUAUGUUUAAUGUUGUUCUGUUUGUUAAUAUUUUAUUUCUUUGUUUCUUUUUGUGUAUUAUAUAUUUCACAAGAUACCGGGACAUACACGCACGCUUACACGCGCACACAAAAAACACACGCGCACACACACACGCAUACACACACACACACACACACACACACACACGCACGCACGCACGCACGCACGCACACACACUCAUGCGCGAAAGUGAGCAUAUACUUGUUAACAAUCUCAUUUCAUCAACAAGAAGGCGUACAAACUACACUUUUUUAUUUUUUUGGUGAAAAAUCAGUGUUACACACACACACACACAGUAAAACACACCAAUGCAUGGCUACAUGCAAGCAACCACGCUCUCUCGAAUACAAACGAAUUACCAAUUUUAUUCUUUUUGUUCAAAAGAAUUUUCAACAUGUUUGGUUGUUGUAUCUAAUGUAUGUUUAAUGUAGUUCUGUUGUUUUUUCUCUGUCCCUUUAGAUGUUUUAUAUAUUUUCACAAAACACCGGGACAUAUACGCGCGCCUACACACGCACAAAAAUCACACACACGCACACUCACGCACACUCACGCACACACACACGCCCGCGCACACAAACACCCACACGCACACACACACACGCACACCCGCACACACACAUACACACACGCAUGAACGUACACACACACACACACACGCGCGCAUGAAUGUACAUACACACACACACACACACACAUGCACGAACCUGCGCAUAUACUUAUUAACAAUCACAUUAUAUCAACGAGCAGGCGUACAAACUAAACAUAUUUAUUACUUGAGAUUACGGCAUAGGAAACAAAAACACGUACUGUUUAAAUACGCAAACGCCACGCAAACAUUGUUGUUGUUUUUGCAUGCCAGUGUUUUUUGUGUUUGCGUUGUUCUGUGUGCUGUUUUUCUUUCUCUUAAGCAUUUUUUUACUUGUGUAAUGAUAGUGUUUGUUACACAAUAUAUAUAUAUAUUUUUUUUUGGCGGAACCCUUUCUUCCUAUUUGUCAUUGUAAACAGUUUUUUUUAUCAUGGGUACCCGUUGCUUUUCGGGGUGUAAACAUAACUUUUUUUCUGCUCAUUUUUGUUUCCAUAUUUUGUUUGUAUGUAGAGACAUAUCUUAUCUUACAAUAGAAACUAACUGGAGAUGUUUUAAAUUUGAAACUAACUGGACAAGCACACACAAAUCAUCAUUUACAUCACCCUCCAUUAAAUGAUUAAAUUAUGUACAUUGAAUGUAAAAGGGCUAAACAAUAAAGACAAACGCAUAAAAAUCUUCAAAUGGUUAGACAAAAAAAAAUAUAGUAUAUGCCUUUUACAAGAAUGUCAUUUGACACCUACUUUAGCACAAACCUUAAAAGAUGAAUGGGACGGAGAAAUCUAUCUCAGUGGAAAACAUACUAAUAAACAAGGCAUUGCCUUUCUUAUAAAAAAUAAUAUAGGGAUCACAGUCAAUAACUUUAACGAAAUAAUAAUUGGCAGACAAGCAAGUAUAGAUAUCAAAAUACACGAAACAGAAUUAACAUUAAUUAAUGUUUACGGCCCUAACAUAGAUGAUUCCACAUUCUACGAAACAUUACAAUCCUUUAUAAUUAAUAACCAAGAUAAAAACAUCAUAAUCGGUGGUGAUUUUAAUACUGUUCUUAACCCAUUAUUAGACAAAAAGAGUGGAAACCUUUAUAUUCAUCCUAAAAAUAGAAACAUUUUAAAUAACAUAAUUGAAAACUACAAUAUGAUAGACAUCUGGCGUACUAUAAAUCCAAACGAAAGCAAAUUCACCUGGCACUCAAACACAAAACAAACAAUAUUUUGUAGAUUAGACUAUUUUUUAAUAUCUGAAUCUCUUUGCAACAUUAUUGACACAUGUAACAUAAAACCAGGAUUUAUGACUGACCACUCUCUAGUUGAACUUAAACUGCACAAUAUACUUCCUGAAAGAGGCCCAGGAUACUUUAAAAUUAACAAUAGCAUCUUAUUAGAUACACAAUAUCAAACACAAAUAAAACAGGAAAUAUUAAAUACAGUUCAAAAUAAUAAAGAUGCAAACCCAAACACCUUAUGGGAAGUAAUUAAAGGAAAUAUACGUAACACAACAAUUAGAUACACAUCAUUUAAACAAAAAGAAACACACAAACUUGAAACUGAAACCAUCAAAACCAUUGAAACACUUGAAAAACAAUUGCAUCAAACAAACACAAAUGAUACCACCGACAUUGAAAAUGAAAUAACAUUAAAAAAACAAAUAUUAGAUGGAAUCUAUCAUACACAUCUCAAUGGAAUAAUACUAAGAGCGCGUGCACAGCAUGUUGAACACAAUGAAAAAAAUACAAAAUAUUUCGCAAACAUUGAAAAACGUAGAAGUGAACAGAAAACUGUACACAAAUUAGUAGUCAAUGGCAAAGAUAUAACAAACAGAACUGAAAUACUAGAAGAACAACGUUUAUUUUUCGAAACCCUCUAUAAACGAAAAAAUGUUGAAAAUAACACCCUUUUUAAAAAUACACAUCACGCUUUUAAACCAAGAGGAAAAACAACUGUGCGACGGAUUGCUUAAUGAAUAUGAAUGUGGAUUAGCCCUAAAAGAAAUGCAAAAUAACAAAAGCCCAGGAUCUGAUGGCAUCACAAUCGAGUUUUAUCAAAUAUUCUGGAAUGAGAUAAAAACACAUCUAAUUAAUUCACUUAACUAUUCAUUUAACAACGAAAACUUAACUACGCUACAAAAACAAGGUAUUAUAUCGCUUAUUCCAAAACCUGGAAAAAACUUAGAAUCCUUAUCAAACUGGCGCCCGAUUAGUUUACUAAACAAUGAUUAUAAAAUUGCAACUAAAAGUAUAGCAAACAGAUUAAAAAAAUAUUACCAUCAAUCAUUUCAAAAUCUCAAUCUGGUUUUAUAAAAGGACGUUACAUUGGUGAAAACGUUCGUCUUAUCCAAGAAUGCAUAAACUAUUUCAACAAUUCAAAUAAUCCUGGUCUAAUAUUCUUUGCAGACUUUGAAAAGGCAUUCGAUUCGCUUGAUCAUUCAUUUAUGUUCUCUUGCUUAGAAAAUAUGAACUUUGGUGAAAGUCUCAUUCAAUGGGUCAAACUAUUCUAUACCGAUAUUAACAGUAUAAUCAUUAACAAUGGCUUCUUUUCAAACAGUUUUAACAUCGAACGAGGGGUUCGACAAGGAUGUCCACUCUCAUCAUCGCUAUUUAUUAUUUGCAUCGAGUAUCUAUCACAUCAAAUCCAAUCAAAUAAACACAUAAAAGGCAUAUCACUAGAACCUGACGAAGAAAUCAAACAAUCCCUAUUUGCUGACGAUGCAACUUAUUUUUUAAACGACAAUUACGAUUCUUUCCAUAACCUAAUAGAGUCGCUAACCCUUUACGGAAUGACAUCGGGUCUUAAACUAAACAAAAGUAAAUGUACUGUGCUACGAGUAGGUAAAUUAAAACAAAGUACUGUUCAAUAUAAAAAAGAAAUGAAAUUUUAUUGGACAUCCAAUGAAGCCACAACGUUAGGCAUUACUUUCACAAAUAAUGAAAAGGAUACAGUUCUUAAAAACAUACUUCCUAAAUUACAGAAUUUUAAAAACUGCUUAAAAUCAUGGCAUCAUCGUAAACUUACACUAAUCGGAAAAAACACAGUAUUGAAAACGUUUGCACUUCCUAAAUUAAUAUAUGUAUUAACAGUUCUCCCAAAUCCACCAAACGAUGUAAUUAACGAUAUAAAAUCAGCAAUAUUUAAUUUCAUAUGGGACGGUAAGCCUGAUAAAAUAAAAAGAACUCGGUUAAUUCAAUCUGUAGAAAAUGGAGGUAUCCAAUUAACGAACAUUGACUCAUUCUUGAAUGCAAUCAAAUGCAGCUGGGUUAAAAGAUACCUAGAUAAUACCAAUACGAGUAAAUGGAAAUUAUUCUACCAAAAAAUCCUUAAAAAAUAUGGUGACUCCUUACUCUUUGAAUGUAACAUCAGCAAUACUAUCUUACAUGAAAUUGCAAACGAAAACAUAUUUCUGUCUGAUGUUCUAUCAGCGUGGAGUGAUGUCACUCAUAACUUAGAAACCCAAACCAGCAGUAAAACAAUUUUAUGGAACAAUAAAGACAUAACUUCAAACAAUAAGACGUUUUUCUAUAAAGAUUGGUUUGAACGAAGCAUUAAAUAUGUCGACCAAUUAUAUGACUACAGAAUUAAGGAUUUCUACUCUUUUGAUAAUAUAUGCUACCUAUACGGAAUACCUUCAAAUAAUUUUCUGAAGUACUACACACUAAUCAAAAGCAUACCCAUACAUAUUAAAUCUGAAAUCAAUACAAAUAAUACACCAUGUACUCAAACAACAUUUGUAGAAAACAUACUUGGAAGAAAAAACAAAACAAAUAAAAUAUUUUACACACUACAAAUUAAAAACCCUACAGAAAACUCCAAAAUCCAAAAUAAAUGGCAAGACCUUUUUGUAGAAAAUGAACUUAAUUGGAAACACAUAUUUACCAUGCCAUAUAAAGCAACCAUUGAAAGCACACUGAGAAAUUUUCAAUAUAAAUACAUCCAUAGAAUUAUAGCUACAAAUAAAUAUCUCUUUAAAUGCAAAUUAGCUAACUCAAAUCUGUGUGACUUCUGCAGUGAAAACAUUGAAACUAUAGAACAUCUUUUUUGGGAGUGCAAACACAUCCAGCCUAUUUGGAAUCAAUUAAUAUCAUUUCUUGAACAACAGCAACUAAACGUUAAACUAUCUUUCUUAAAUGUAAGUUUCGGAAUUAACUCAUUGAAAUCACUAGACGGUAAUAAUAUUGUGAAUUUUAUGGUUAUAUUGAUGAAAUAUUUUAUCUUAAACAUGAAGUACAAAAAACAAGUACCAAAUUUUAAUUGUUUUGUCCAUAGUCUUAAACUAAAAAUCCAGAUUGAGAAAGAAAUAGCCCUCAGUAAUGACACAUUACAAAUCUUUGAACAAAAAUGGAAUCGGAUUAAAUUCUCAUAAUGUUUUGUCCACUUUUAUACAUUUCACUCUAAUGUUAGUUUAUCUUUCUAAAAUAGUUUUGUUUAUUUUUUUUAAACAUGAAGCACAAAAAACAAGUACCAAAUUUUUAUUGUUUUGUCCAUAGUCUUAAACUUAAAAUCCAGAUUGAGAAAGAAAUAGCCCUCAGUAAUGACACAUUACAAAUCUUUGAACAAAAAUGGAAUCGGAUUAAAUUCUCAUAAUGUUUUGUCCACUUUUAUACAUUUCACUCUAAUGUUAGUUUAUCUUUCUAAAAUAGUUUUGUUUAUUUUUUUUCAAUCUGACAAGAUCAUUGUGAAUAUAAAACAAAACACACAAGUCCAGUAUGCUUUCUUCCGACUUUAUACAACUCAUCAUUUUUCAUAACUAUUCCUCUGUUGUUCUUUUCUAUUCUCUUUAAAAAAUAUAUAUAUAUUAGCAUAUCUUGUAUAACAUGUCUGAACUUUAUUGCUUUGUACAAUCACUAUGUUGUAUGAUCAUAUACAUGUUUACAUUGUAUGUAUGAUAUUGAAUAAAAAAAAAAAUGACUUGCAGAUGACCCCUAUUGAUUUUGAGGUCACUAGGUCAAAGGUCAAGGUCACUGUGACCCGAAAUAGUAAAAUGGUUUCCGGAUGAUAACUCAAGAACGCAUACGCCUAGGAUCAUGAAACUUCAUGGGUAGAUUGAUCAUGACUCGCAGAUGACCACUAUUGAUUUUGAGGUCACUAGGUCAAAGGUCAAGGUCACGGUGACCCGAAAUAGUAAAAUGGUUUCCGGAUGAUAACUCAAGAAUGCAUACGCCUAGAAUCAUGAAACUUCAUGGGUAGAUUGAUCUUGACUCGCAGAUGACCCCUAUUGAUUUUGAGGUCACUAGGUCAAAGAUCAAGGUCACGGUGACCCGAAAUAGUAAAAUGGUUUUCGGAUGAUAACUCAAGAACGCAUAUGCCUAGGAUCAUGAAACUUCAUAGGUAGAUUGACCAUGACUCGCAGAUGACCCCUAUUGAUUUUGAGGUCACAAGAUCAAAGGUCAAGGUCACGGUGACCCGAAAUAGUAAUUUGAUUUUCGGAUGAUAACUCAAGAACGCUUUUGCCUAGGAUCAUGACACUUCAUAGGUACAUUGAUCGUGACUCGCAGAUGACCCCUAUUGAUUUUCAGGUCACUAGGUCAAAGGUCAAGGUCACAGUGACAAAAAACGUAUUCACACAAUGGCUGCCACUACAACGGACAGCCCAUAUGGGGGCAUGCGUGUUUUACAAACAGCCCUUGUUACGAUAGGUUUAGAUUUUCAUAUUUUAAAAACGGAUACGACAAAUUUGUGCUUUAAGAUAAUGUUGUCUUUUAAGAAUUUCUAAAAUCAUAAUAGUUUAUUACUAUAAAGGUGAUUCUCUUUUUCGUGAAAACUACUCAUGUAUGAAAGUGCUCGAGGCUAACUUCUUUGAAAACAAUUUUGUUAAAAGCAUAAUUUGAUAAAGCAUUUGGAAUCAAAAUGCACAAUCUGCAUUUGAUAAUCUACUUUGAAUUUAAGUACUAAAUUAAGCAAACGAUUUCAUUAUAAUCUUAUUAUACACUAAUAAAUUUAAACAACUAUAAAAUAGUUACAAAAAUGCCUUUAAAAUCUAUGUUUAGCCCGUUAUUUCAUUUCGGAUUUAAUAUUUAUCAUGAUAUGUCAUUGAAUUUUAGUAACUAAUAAAGCGCUUUGGCUUAUAACUUCAUUGUGAAAUGAGUGCCUAAAUCGGGCUCAAUUACAAUUUAGUACAAUUUAUUAUUUUUACUAAAAUUAAUUAAAAAUGGUCGUGCAAUUUUGAGAAUCCUGUGUAUUGUAAAUUGUAUUGUAAAUCGUCAGAUAUAUUACAUGAAUCAAUCAUAAUCAGUAUUUUAAACGAAUAUUUAUGCAUUUUAUAUGUAUUUACGCAAAAGGGAAUGUGUUGUUAUGCAAAUAUGAACAUGGUACCCUUUAAGAAAUGAUUACAUAUAUCAAGGGAGAUGAAUCUUCCGGAAACCGGUUUGCAUUGAGUCAUGAAACGUACAUGGAUUACACGAGCAGUUACCUUAUUAUUCGUGAACUGUAUGCAUUGCAUUUUGUCAUUUAUUGUAGUCGUUUGUUUAAUAAUAUUAACAAGAAAAUUUACAAUCAUUAGAAUUUCCUACAAUUUACCAUAUCCAGUAACUAUAGAAAAUGUGUUUUUAUUUAUCAGAAAUAACCGAGAGUUUUACAUCACUUAUUGAUAUCGUAGGCAAGACUUAGUUAAGAACACAAUAAGAUAAACUUAUUUCAAUAAUAUAGCAAAAUAUCAAUGUUUUAUUAGUAAAUAUUAUGAGGAGCAGCUGUCGACGAAGCAUUCGUGUGAGGUGGAAAUGAACAAAUAAAUCAUAUGUUGCUGGUUAUUAUUUUUAGCUUUCCCGAGUGCUUUACUGUGCGCUGUUCUAGUCAGUCAUUGUCUAUCGUCGUCCUCCUUUGUCGCCAACAAGUUAACCCAUUUAUGACUAGUGGACUCUCCCAUCCUUCUAAAUUGGAUCAAUUUAUUUCCAAAAUAAGGGAUGUCUAGUAUAUUUAUUUCUAUAUUUAGAAUAUGUCUUACAUUAUGCAUCAUGCGGCGUCUCAUCUGGGUCUACGCUGUUUGCCAAGGCCUUUUUUUAGACGCUAAGCAUAAAUGGGUUAAUAAUGUGCCCAUUUGAAACCGCUUGGUUAGUUAGAUUUUUCCUUGAGGAAGUGGGGGGUCCUCAACUAAUAUGCUUGGAAUUAUUGUGAAUAAUCAACAAACUUUAAUUCCAAUGAGCGAGGAAUUCUGAUAUGACUACAUGUAUUUGUAAAAUCGGGAGAAUCGUCUUACAGCGAAUAAAAGAACAUAUUUUGAAAUAAUUCAUAAUAAUGAUCAAUGGGUUUUAUCUCAUAAAUUACUUCAGAUAAUUUGAAUUCAAUGAAAAAUAUGGUCACUGAGGGGUUUGUUUUCAUAUGACUGUAAAGUUAACAGUUUUUAAAUGAAUAUAAAGUAAAUGUAAGAAUCCAUAUUUUGACUUUGGGGUUUCCUCAAAUAAAGAACUUUAAAAUAUUCUGACAUAUUUAAAAAAAUAUGGCUGCUAAGAGUCGGGGUCUUAUUUCUGUAUUUGACUAUAUUGAUUGUUAAAUAUGUAUUUACCCUAUUUAAACUAGCGUGUUUAAAAUACAUAGAAUUUUCUCAAUCUGUUCCAAAUAUGUACUAUAAAAAUGUAAUUUACUUCGUUGUCGAUAUGCGUUUGCACACAGACUUCGAAUUAAGUGUCAGUUAAUUGAUGAGUACUGAUAUAGUUCGCAUUUGUUUGCUUUAAAUUCGAAAAGUGCAAAACAAUCUUUUUAUUGCGAUUUUGAUGAAAGCUGCUUUGGAUUCGAGUAUUAUAGACUAUUACUAUUUCUGCUUGUAAUUUUAACAGUUUGGCGUCUAUUUUCAGAAUGUGUUAUAAGCAGUGCCUUAUCUUUUGAAACUGAUGUAAUGAAUGCAAUUCAUAUUCUGAUUCUAGUUUUGUCUAUUUUAUCUUUACAUGUAAUUUCUUGUAUUUUCUUACAAUGCAACGUUUUACUAGCAGCGUUUAUUGUGUGUUUUAUUGCGAUUUAAUAAAGUUAAUGUUUA